Messenger RNA from Actinia tenebrosa (Australian red waratah sea anemone), 3203 nucleotides. Its product is annotated as alpha-N-acetylglucosaminidase. The record is from RefSeq and is a predicted model, not a curated record. NCBI's taxonomy places the organism in Eukaryota, Metazoa, Cnidaria, Anthozoa, Actiniaria, Actiniidae.
GGCUUCCUUUGUUGGAGUGUCAUGUGAUGAUCAGUACCUUUCUUUCUUGUAUUGAUGCUCCUCUUGAAGAACUCAAAAAAUAUGUUUUCCAAACAGAUUUCUCUCCUUCUAACGCUAUACUAUUGCUGUAGUUUUGUAUAUCCAAGGGCAAUUGAAGAUCGAUUGAACGAUUAUGCUCAUAUUAAGAGUCACGCGAGCACAAGCGUACAAGAACAAGCCGUCAGAGAUCUGAUCUCAAGACUCCUUCCAGAAUACACUUCUUUUUUCCAUAUUACAGUUGAUCCAAAACUCAGUGGAAAUCCCAACAUGGACAUGUUUGAAUAUCAGACUAAUGGCUCGAAGCUGUUCAUCACAGGUACCACUGGAGUGACGUGUUCUCUCGCUGUCAACCACUUCUUGAAAUAUUAUUGUAAAGCACACGUUUCGUGGAGUGGCGACCAGUUGAACAUUCCCAAACCAUUCCCAACGGUGUCAUCAUUGGUCACCGUACGUGUUCCAUACAGAUUUCGCUACUAUCAGAAUGUCUGUACACCCAGUUACUCAUUUGUUUGGAUGAAUUGGACGAGGUGGCAGAGACAGAUAGACUGGAUGGCUCUAAAUGGCAUCAAUCUACCAUUAGCUUUUAAUGGACAAGAAACUAUCUGGCAAAGAGUAUACUUAAAGAUGGGGCUGAAGCAAGAAGACCUUGACUCUCACUUUGGGGGACCUGCAUUUUUGGCUUGGGCUAGAAUGGGAAACAUGAAGGGAUGGGGUGGUCCAUUACCGUCAACAUGGUACAAAAUACAGCUAGAGUUGCAGCACCAGAUUCUCACAGCCAUGAGAAAUCUUGGUAUGACUCCAGUUCUCCCAGCAUUUGCAGGUCAUGUCCCAGAUGCUAUAACAACACUAUAUCCAAGGGCAAAUGUAUCCAAACUUGGACGAUGGGCUCAUUUCAAUAAUACUUAUUGCUGUACCAUGCUGCUAGAACCCACUGAUCCUCUGUUCAAGGAAAUUGGAGAAGCAUUUAUUAAGGAGCAAAUCUUAGAAUAUGGAACCACCCACCACAUCUACAACACUGACACCUUCAAUGAAAUGACACCAAGAUCCAGCGACCCCUCGUACUUGAGUGCCACAAGCAAGGCUGUAUAUGAAGCAAUGACUGCAGGAGAUCCCCAAGCUAUCUGGCUCAUGCAAGGAUGGUUAUUCCAAGAUACUGUGUUUUGGAAGGCACCCGAAAUUAAGGCAUUACUGACUGGUGUCCCCACCGGAAAAAUGAUUAUAUUAGAUCUGAUGGCCGAGGUGAAUCCUAUUUGGCAGCGAUCUUCUGCUUUGUAUGGCCAGCCAUUCAUCUGGUGCAUGUUGCAUAACUUUGGAGGGAACCAUGGUCUGUAUGGUGCUAUAGAACGUGUUUCAACCAACCCGGUCAAAGCAUUUCACACCUCCCACAACACCAUGCUUGGCACAGGCUUAACUCCAGAAGGAAUAUUCCAGAAUGACAUGGUGUAUGAUUUAAUGAAUGAGAUGGGCUGGAGAAGUGUUGGAUUUACUCCAACAGAGCUGCAGGACUGGGUGAUGUCAUAUGCUGAAAGAAGAUAUGGAGGCAUCAAUGGGCAGAUUGCUGAAGCAUGGAAACUGUUGGCAAGGAGUGUUUACAACUGUACUGAUGGCUUUCAUGAUCACUCUGGUUCUGUUAUUGUAGUCAAGCCAUCAUUAAGUGUUUCUCCACAUGUCUGGUUUAAUCCUGAGGAUGUUUAUGCUGCAUGGUACAACCUGUUAUCUGUAGCUGAUGGGUUCUCGAAGGUGGAAACAUUCAGAUAUGACUUGGUGGAUGUUACGAGAGAAGCUCUUCACCUGAUAUCAAUCCAAAUCUACAACAGAAUAAUCAAUGCCUACAAAAACAAGCAAGCAUCAGAGCUCAUCCAUUAUGGCUCCAUGCUAAUUGACCUGUUUGGAGAAAUGGACACACUCCUCUUGACCAAUGAGCAUUUCUUGUUGGGACGCUGGCUGAAUGCAGCAAAGGAUUUGGCCAUUACUCCAGAUGAGAUUCAACUUCACGAAUACAAUGCACGUAAUCAAGUAACCCUCUGGGGUCCUACUGGGGAGAUUGAAGACUAUGCUAAUAAGAUGUGGAAUGGUUUGGUAGGUUCAUAUUAUCGGCCUCGAUGGAUACUUUUCAUUGAAGAACUCUAUGAAGCUGUCUCCCAAGUCAAGACAAUUGAUUAUGAUGCGUUUAGUAAACAGUUACUGGUCCAAGAGACUCUAUGGACAUAUGGAAGUGAAAGUUAUCCUGACACACCUGUGGGAGACAGUGUUACUGUAGCCAAGAAUAUAUACCACAAAUAUGCAGAAUUCAUAGUUAAAAAAUAAGCUUGUUAGUGGUGUAUUUCUGCCUCUAGCUAUUCGCACAAAACUGAAAUACGGUUUAAGAAAUGAACUUUAAAAAUACCUAUAAUUAGAAUUUAAUUCUUUUUUGACAGCUUUUAUAACCUUUUUUUAAUACUUUUUUUGUAGUCUAUUUAUGAAAAUAUAUAUUUUUAAUUUCUUAUAUUUUUUAUUAUAUAAAUAGAAACGUUGCACUAUAUACUCCAAAGGGUGCACCUUGCAUGUAAAAUUAAAUCAGGGCUGUAGCCACAAAUUUCUGAUUGGUCUGGUUUGCCACACAUUUGAUUGGUCCAGUUUUCGAGGGUUUUCGGUCUUUGUUAUCAAACUAAUGAAUAAUUCAUGAGGAAAACACAACAGAAAUCACGACCAUGAAGAGUGUUGUAAAUCUGAUACAGAAUCGUGUUCGUUUGCAUAAACUUUAAGUUGGAUUUUCUUGGGCAGAUUCACUUUAAUUUUGAAAAUUUUAGUGAAACACAAAGGAACUAACCUAGACGUUUGAUAAGCAAUCUACAGUAUUCCUGUCCGUGUUGUAUCCGAUAUAAAAACUCUCGGCUAUUCCUUGAGUUUGUAUAUUGGAUACAACACGGCCACUCAUACUGUAUGUAUUACUUACAUUUGUUUUUUAUUUUUUUCUUCCCAAAAGUUGGUCCGGUUGAAACCGGUGGCUACGGCCCUGUAAGUAGUUUUAGUUAUUAACUACUGAAAGAUGCCUUUUCCAAUGCAAUGGUAUAUUCAAACGUGUAACUCUCGAUACAGCGGACACCAUUGUGAACAUCACUUGGUGUCCAUAAUAGCAAGCGUCCGCAAUAUUGAGAAUAAAUUAAAUACGCUGUUCUGGUACA